UUCCAAGAUUCCGGUUUCGGCAAUGAUUUCUACACCAAUUCGUGGAUGAUAAGAUUCUCCGAACAGUUUGCCUUCGAUAAGUCCUGAAUUCACUGAGCAUCACUCUCUCCAUCUCGACUUGACCGCUUCGGCUUCUUAUCGAAAUGACCCGGGCCAGUUAAGACAGUGCCAUAAAGCCCGGGCAGGUUUCAGAUAUAAAGCCUCAACCGCACUCAGUUCGAGGCUUGUGGUUUCACAUCAUCGUUGAUAUUAUCCUCUGAAUGUUGCAUACUUCAUGCGCAGACAGACCGUCGAACUUUGACUCAUAGCGUCGAUAAGCCAGCAUCAGAAUUCAGCGGAGUUGAAAAGACGUUGACCUAUGGAUUGAGUCGAACAGAUCUUAAAACCGAUCGGCUUCGUCUCACUUGUCACAGUAUCAUCAACCUAUUCACAACACAUAGCACGCAAUGACUUCAGAGUCAGGAGAAAGUACGAUGGAGAUGCUGCAGCCUGGAUCACCCCUUUUGCAUCUCCCCGCGGAGCUUAUCCACCAAAUUCUCAUGUUUUUGCCACCUACAGAGCUGGCAGUUGUCUCUCAGACUUGUCGACUGUUAAAUGUACAUGCAUACGAUGAUCGUCUGUGGCAGCGGCAUCUCCAAAGCUAUCUUCCGCACGCAACAAUCAAGACUCCUGCACCCUCUUCUUCAUUUCGACAGCAUUUCUUGCUUCAUCAUCCCUACUGGUUUAUUCCAAAGUAUAAGAUCUGGUACUCUGAUACUGUCCAUACUGGCAGGCUUUUAAUUGCCCGCUACUCGGCCCGCAGACAAACAAUUGAGGCCUACGCUCUCUGUGCUGAGCGAGCUGCUUCAAAAUUUGAAUUCUGGGAUUGGAAUCCAGAUGUCAUCAUCCAUACCUUUGAACCACGGAUACAACUGGACCUCAAUCAACCCGCCUUGAAGCUUGAUGCGGAGACGGCAGCAAGUCUGCCGCUACGCAAACGUUACUCUGAGGAAGUUAUCAUGGAUAUACAUGGCAGCAUUCACAUGAACGGCCUAAACACUCGACUGCUCUUAUCACGACCGCUGCCACCGUCGGCCAUAGGUAUAGGAACUCAAGUAUGGCCUCCAUUAAAACUACCAGCAUCUGAACGUACUCGCAACGCUAGUAGCAACGCUUUCCGAGGUCUGGAUCAUAAACCUUCAAAGAUGUCGGAAUUGUCACAACACACCUUCCGGUUGCGUAGAUGGCUUGAUUUCACGUCGCUCAUUCAAGGCAUGACCAUGCGUGUGGCCGAGGAGGUAUCAACCUUCGCCACCUUGCCACCAGAGUCGUACACGCCCACGAAAAAGAAGCCAUGGCGCGGCAUCUGGUGUGGUGAUUACUCCGGUCAUGGAUGUGAAUUUCUCCUCGUAUUACAGCCAGAGGAACCUGUUGAGCUCCCAGACGGCGUUGAAGCAGCCUUGCGGAGGCGACAAAGCAGUGACAGUACAGAAAGCGAAGAUAGCUGGCAGAGUGCAAUGUCGACACCGGUCGCUGCGCCCACCAACCAGCAGGAAGUCUCAGCAGCGACGUUUAACUACGAACACUUGUUUGAACACACCCAGGAUCUGAACCUCAUUAAUGAACUUACGUCAAAUAUCAGCGCAGAAUAUGGGCGGACGCCACGUAUCACAAAAUCCGACGAUAGCGAAAAUGAGACAUCAUAUGAAGGGCAGCUCAUGGCGGUGAAAUUGACUGGCGAUCCCAACGUUCCUCGUGGCGAGUACACAUUUAUAGCCCCAGACAUCAGUGACGCAGGUCUAUUACGGGUUGCGAAUGAGGAGAUAUUCAAGGGCGCACGAGUGGUCAAGAGCGUGGGUCACAUCGCAGCACGAGAUUUCAGAGAUGAUAUGUAUAUUCCCUCGCAGCUCAUCCUUAUUUCGCAUGAUACCCUCGCGCAGUAUUGGGAGGCCUUCGGUCAUAUUUCUUUCUACAAGCGCGUAGAUAUUGAUAAAUUCGUCAGCGUUGAUUGAAACGCUGCAAGAAAAUGAACACCUCAUUGUGUUGCGGAGUUACUUUGAACUGCAUAUUUCCGGUCGCUACCAAGGGUUAACGGCAUGUUUCAGCACUUCGAUCUUAUGACUUUUAGUUGGGUGUUAUCAGUGCAACUUUGAUAGAUUCACGUCGAUGAUCAUGUGUAUAUGUAACCAUUCGCUUGCAACAGUUAGAAUAAAGUUGGAAUUCGCGCGAACGGAAUUCCACAUAUAGCGUUGUCAGAACGCCGUGUCCUGGAAUACAGUUGCUCUAGU
This is a messenger RNA of Verruconis gallopava, 2267 nucleotides long. RefSeq lists its product as uncharacterized. The record is from RefSeq and is a predicted model, not a curated record. Bases 447 to 1991 code for a protein of 514 amino acids. Lineage: Eukaryota; Fungi; Ascomycota; Dothideomycetes; Venturiales; Sympoventuriaceae. The transcript is spliced from 2 exons. Gene Ontology annotation, molecular function: protein binding.